AUGCCAGUGGAUGAGGAAAUCGAUCUUUACGAGGUCCUCGAGAUCGAAAAGGGCGCGAGCAAAAUCGAGAUCAAGAAAGCAUACCACAAGGCCGCGUUAGCACAUCACCCCGACAAGGUCGCAGAAGAAGACCGUGCAGAAGCCGAGGUGCGCUUCAAGGCCGCGAAACAAGCCUACGAAAUCCUCUCCGACGAUGACAAGCGACAUCUGUAUGAUACCCAUGGCAUGUCCGCCUUUGACCCCUCCAAGGGCGGCAUGGGAGGCGAGGGCCCCGACAUGGACGACAUCUUUGCGCAGAUGUUCGGCGGCAUGGGUGGAUUUGGCGGAAUGCCAGGCAUGGGUGGCAUGGGCGGCAUGCCCGGUGGACGAAACGUGCCACGGAAGGGACGCCCAGUAGAGCAAGAGUACGAGGUCAGCUUGGAAGAGCUGUACAAGGGCAAGACGACAAAGUUCUCAAACACAAAGAACAUCAUCUGUAACCUGUGCGAGGGCAGCGGUGGAAAGAAGGGCGCAAAGGCAAAUUCUUGUGCUUCCUGUGGCGGGCGGGGUGCUAAGCAAGUCCUCCGCCAGGUCGGUCCUGGCCUCGUCACCCAGGAAACUGUUCCUUGCGGUAACUGCCAAGGCUCUGGCCAAGUCAUCCCAGAGAAGCAGCGUUGUAAGAAGUGCAAGGGCAAGAAGGUCGUCGAGACCAAGAACGUGCUCGAACUCUACAUUCCCCGCGGUGCGCGACAAGGCGAGCGCAUUGUACUUGCAGGAGAGGCAGAUCAACUACCCGACCAGGAGCCAGGCGAUAUCAUCUUCACGCUCACCGAGACGCCACACGAUGUCUUCGAACGCGCAGGCGCUGAUCUGAGGGCCGAGUUGAAGGUUAGCUUAGUGGAGGCACUAACAGGCUUCAAUCGCGUGGUCAUCACUCAUCUCGAUGGACGUGGUCUUAAGCUCAACGUGCAACAACCAAACGGCAACGUCUUGCGACCAGGACAGAUCCUCAAGAUCGAAGGAGAGGGUAUGCCCAUGAAGCGCAGCGACGCGAGAGGUGAUCUCUACCUAGUAGUUGAUGUCGAGUUCCCAGAGGAUGGAUGGUUGAAGAACGACGCCGCAGUACAGAAGCUCCGUGACGCACUACCCAAGGAUGAAAAGAGCGAGAAGAAGCAUGAAGAAGAGGAGGAAGUAGACGUUGAGUGGGAUGCUGACAUGGAAGAGUACGGUGCUGGUAGCGGCGACCCACGUGCUGGAGGCGCCGAGUGGGAAGACGAUGAUGAGGAGGCAGAGGGCCCUCAGUGUGCGACACAGUAA
This is a messenger RNA of Alternaria arborescens, 1296 nucleotides long. RefSeq lists its product as hypothetical. The transcript has 4 exons. Bases 1 to 1296 code for a protein of 431 amino acids. NCBI's taxonomy places the organism in Eukaryota, Fungi, Ascomycota, Dothideomycetes, Pleosporales, Pleosporaceae. Gene Ontology annotation, cellular component: cytoplasm. Gene Ontology annotation, biological process: response to heat; protein refolding. Gene Ontology annotation, molecular function: Hsp70 protein binding; ATP binding. The record is from RefSeq and is a predicted model, not a curated record.